This is a messenger RNA of Helobdella robusta, 1728 nucleotides long. RefSeq lists its product as hypothetical. NCBI's taxonomy places the organism in Eukaryota, Metazoa, Annelida, Clitellata, Rhynchobdellida, Glossiphoniidae. The annotation marks the transcript as partial. The record is from RefSeq and is a predicted model, not a curated record. The transcript is spliced from 19 exons. Gene Ontology annotation, molecular function: protein homodimerization activity; 3',5'-cyclic-AMP phosphodiesterase activity; 3',5'-cGMP-stimulated cyclic-nucleotide phosphodiesterase activity. Gene Ontology annotation, cellular component: synaptic membrane; mitochondrial outer membrane; mitochondrial inner membrane. Gene Ontology annotation, biological process: cGMP catabolic process; negative regulation of receptor guanylyl cyclase signaling pathway; positive regulation of gene expression.
UUAGAAGAGUUGCAGAAGUACAUACCGUGUAAGCUGAGGAACUCCCUAUGUGUGCCCAUCCUUUGUAGGGUCACAGGUCAGGUGCUUGCUAUCACGUGCAUCGUCAAUAAGAUCAAUGGCAGUAGUUUCACAGAAAGAGAUGAGAUGGUUAUAAAGCAUUGCUUCACUUAUACGGCACCAGUCCUACAUAGUGCCAUUGUCUUGCAGAAUGAACGAAUCGUCCGAAAUCAAACCCAAGUUCUGUUGCAAGUCGCCAAAAAUCUUUUCAGAAAUUUAGGGGAUAUAACCACCUUGUUGAGCAAAAUUAUGCAGGAGGCCAGAAACCUAACACAGGCUGAAAGAUGUUCAGUUUUUUUGCUCGAUAAGGAAACGAACGAGUUGAUUGCAAAGGUCUUUGAUGGGGAUGUUUCCGAUCCUACAAUAAAGGUUUUUCGCAUAGCAGCUUCGUUAGGAAUAGCCGGGCAUGUGGCCACCACAGGUGAGAUGCUGAACAUUAACGACACGUACUCACAUCCGCUCUUCUACAAAGGCGUCGACGAAGCUACAGGGUUCAAAACCAGAAAUAUUCUCUGCUUCCCCAUAAAAAAUGAAUUAGGUGACGUGAUAGGAGUGGCUCAGCUGUGCAAUAAGUUGAAUGGAAACAAUUUCAACCAGAUUGAUGAGAACAUAGCCCAGGCGUUCUCCGUUUACUGCUGCAUUAGCAUCGUUCACAGUUUACUAUACAAGAAAGUGACAGACUCUCAACACAGGAGCAAGCUGUCCAACGAGCUAAUGAUCUACCAUAUGCAAGUGUCCCAGGAGGAAGUGAGCAGACUUUCGAAGGCCCCCAUCCAGCCCCCCCUCCUCAUCCACCCGGACAUCUGCAAAUUCUCAUUCAUUCCGCGAGGCAUUCCACCUAAUCUCAUGCCGCAAACAAUAAUUUCAAUGUUCCAAGACCUGGGACUCAUCAGUCAGUACAGAAUAAGAAUGGAUACACUUGCCAAGUUCGUACUGAUGACACGCAAGGGUUACAGGGACCCGCCCUACCACAACUGGUCGCACGCCUUCGCCGUGGUCCACUUCUGCUACCUGCUGCUUAAGAACACACACGCCACGUCCAUGAUUGAUUCACUAGAAGCAUUGGCUCUGUUUGUAUCUUGCCUCUGUCAUGAUAUUGAUCAUAGGGGUACAACUAAUUCCUACCAAGUUGCAUCCGGUUCGGUGUUGGCAGCUCUGUACAGCUCUGAAGGCUCUGUUCUUGAGAGGCAUCAUUUCGCUCAGACAGUCUGCAUACUGAACACUGAGGGUUGUAAUAUUUUGGAGAAUCUUGGACAACCGGAGUACAGACGGGCCUUGGACUUAGUACAGGACAUCAUCCUCGCCACUGACCUGGCUCAACACCUCAAAAAAGAAAGCCAGCUGAAGGACAUGGUCAAGAAUUACGAUGCAACUAACAGCCAGCAUAAACUCCUCCUGCUCUGCCUCCUCAUGACGUCAUGUGACCUCAGCGACCAGGCCAAGAGUUUCGAGAACUCCAAGACUAUUGCUGAGCGCAUAUACACUGAGUUCUUCUCGCAAGGCGAUCUCGAGAGACAGAUAGGUCGUGAUCCCAUGGAGAUGAUGGAUCGAAAGAAAGCAAUCAUACCAGACCUCCAGAUAUCAUUCCUUACAAGUAUUGCACUACCUGUCUACAGGUUGUUUGUAUGUCUGUGUGCGUGUGUGUCUGUGUAUCUUUGUGUGUCUGUGUAA